Messenger RNA from Polypterus senegalus (gray bichir), 960 nucleotides. RefSeq names its product olfactory receptor class A-like protein 1. Bases 1 to 960 code for a protein of 319 amino acids. The record is from RefSeq and is a predicted model, not a curated record. Gene Ontology annotation, molecular function: pheromone receptor activity. Gene Ontology annotation, cellular component: membrane. The transcript has a single exon. Gene Ontology annotation, biological process: G protein-coupled receptor signaling pathway. Lineage: Eukaryota; Metazoa; Chordata; Cladistia; Polypteriformes; Polypteridae.
AUGCCCUCUGUGGACACGAGAGCUGCGAUCCGACCCUACGCUUUCCUUCUGCUGACUCUCAUUGGCAUUCCAUCCAACCUGGCUAUCUGCUUCGCCUUCUUACGUGCCUUACGCAAUGACAGCAAGCUUUUGACAGCAGAUAUCAUCCUUUGUCACCUCACCUUUGCUAACCUGAUGCUGGGCUUCACCCGUGGGAUUCCCCAGACACUGCACUCAUUUGGCUAUAAGCUGAUGUUUAGUGACCUUGGUUGUAAAUUGAUCAUCUUGUCUUUCCGCUCCUUCAGGGGCCUCUCCAUCAGUUUAACAUGCCUGCUGAGUACAUAUCAGGCUGUGGUGAUCUCGCCUGCUUCCUCUAAGCUUGACCCACUGAAGCUACAAAUUCCAAGAUUCCUGAUGCAUACAGUUAUAAUUCUGUACAUGCUCUAUUUUGUGUCGUGCACCAGUAUUGCAAUCCAUGGCGUUGCGAGCCUCGUCAACAACACUAUGCCUCCAUAUACAUUUAAUAUUGAGUUCUGCUAUGUCACCUUGCACACUUUCGUGGCAUUCUUCGGGACAGGCAUAGCGGUCAUGAUGAGAGAUCUUGUGUUUAUAGUGCUGAUGACCAUCAUGAGUGGGUACAUCCUGCUCCUUCUUUACCGUCACAGCAAGAAGGUGAAGAGCAUCCGAUCAUCAGAUCGAACACAACUAGGAGCCCGAGCCCAAUUGAAAGCAUCACGUGCUGUGGUCACUCUCGUCACUAUCUAUGUGGUCUUUUUUGGUAUUGAUGGCAUCAUGUGGCUGUACUCAAUCUCCGGUGUGUGGGUGGAACCUCUCAUUACUGAUAUUAGAAUAUACUUCACCAUGCUAUAUAGUUCAGUGUGCCCCAUUGUGAUCAUCGCCACUAAUCCCAAGGUUCAGGCCAAACUUCAGGUCUACAUGCCAGACAGGACUACUCAUUCAGUGAACACUCUCUGUAAAUAA